GCCGAAGAUGUCGGCUCGGUCAUGUGAUCAGCUGUGUCCAAUCACAGCUGAUCACAUGUAAACACGGAAAUGCCGGUUAUCGCAUUUCUCUCCGAGAGGAGAGCCGGGGGAAUGUACACUGAUUUUCAGGGCACUGAUGAUCAGUGUGCCCUGAUGAUCACUGUGGCCCCAGAAGUACCAUGUGCCAGUGCCCAUCAGUGCCAGUGCCACAUCAAUGCCACAUAUCAGUGCCCAUCUGAGCUGCCUUUCAAUGUCGCCAGUCAGUGCCACCUAUCAAUGCCAAUCAGUGCCGCCUGUCAGUGCUGCUUAUUAGUGUCAUGUAUCAGU
Staurois parvus is the source of this 327-nucleotide messenger RNA. The record is from the annotation of a GenBank genome assembly. NCBI's taxonomy places the organism in Eukaryota, Metazoa, Chordata, Amphibia, Anura, Ranidae.